Dufourea novaeangliae is the source of this 3086-nucleotide messenger RNA. Its product is annotated as solute carrier family 2, facilitated glucose transporter member 1-like. Gene Ontology annotation, molecular function: hexose transmembrane transporter activity. Gene Ontology annotation, cellular component: membrane. The record is from RefSeq and is a predicted model, not a curated record. The coding region runs from base 128 to 1645 and encodes 505 amino acids. NCBI's taxonomy places the organism in Eukaryota, Metazoa, Arthropoda, Insecta, Hymenoptera, Halictidae. Gene Ontology annotation, biological process: monosaccharide transmembrane transport. The transcript has 7 exons.
UCUUUUUAAAAUCAGUAAUUUCGAAUCAUUAACAUUCAAAGUGUUUUAAGGAAUAUCCAAUCCCCUUGUACAUAAUAACGAUAAGUGUUUUGAAUGUAACAACGCGUCUUUUGCAAGCAGCUUGACGAUGGCAACAGAGAAGGACAAGUCAAACAACGAAAUUCAGGAGCAGGCUUCAACGCCGACUGCUUUAACACCGGCGCCACAGUCUACAACGGUGGAUAAGCAGUGGGGUCUAAACGGACGGUUAGCGUUUGCUAUUGCGGCUGCUGCGCUUGGAUCAUCCUUCCAACAUGGGUAUAACACUGGUGUCGUUAAUGCACCUCAGGAGCUUAUCGAGAACUGGAUCAGUAACUUGAAAAUGAAUCGUACCGGUGUGCCAACGAAACAGUCGGAAGUAACGAUGAUAUGGUCGAUAGCAGUGUCGAUAUUCUGCGUUGGUGGGAUGAUCGGCGGUUCUCUGGUGGGUUCGAUAGCCGAUCGUUUCGGUAGAAAGGGUGGUCUGUUACUGAACAACAUCCUGGUCCUCCUCACAGUCAUUUUCGAGGGUUGCGCCAAGGCAGCGAAGAGCUACGAGAUGAUAAUCAUUGGAAGAUUCCUAAUCGGUAUCAACGCUGGAUUGAACGCUGGACUAGCACCCAUGUAUUUAGCCGAGAUAUCGCCUAUUCAUCUGCGAGGAGCUGUUGGCACCGUUUAUCAAUUGGUUAUCACCAUGUCUAUUCUGGUGUCGCAGAUCCUUGGUCUGGAACAAGUUUUGGGUACGGCUGAUCAGUGGCCGCUUCUUUUAUGCUUGACGAUCGUUCCCGCAAUCUUCCAAGUAAUUACGCUUCCAAUGUGCCCCGAGAGUCCGAAAUACUUGUUACUGGGCAGAGGAAAGGACAUGGAGGCUCAAAAAGCUUUGUCUUGGCUGCGGGGCACGAUCGAAGUUCACGAUGAGAUGGAGGAAAUGAGAGCGGAAUAUGAAUCAGUAAAGAUGGUGCCAAAGGUCACGCUGAAAGAACUGUUCGUAAAUUCUGCUCUUAGGAUUCCACUGAUAAUUGCGAUUAUGGUGAUGUUUGCGCAGCAACUGUCUGGCAUAAACGCCGUUAUGUUCUUCUCAACAAAAAUCUUCACUAUGGCGCAGCUGGAUAAGAACUCGGCACAAAACGCAACGAUGGGUGUCGGGGCGAUGAACGUUCUCAUGACAUUCAUUUCUUUGAUUCUCGUCGAAAAGGCUGGAAGGAAAACACUGCUACUAAUUGGCUUCACCGGAAUGUUUAUAGAUACCGCUUUACUCGCGGUUUGUCUCGCUUUCGCUGAUUCGUCUCGCGCAGCAGCUUACAUGUCGAUCAUAUUGGUAAUCAUGUUUGUAGUCCUGUUUGCGACUGGACCAGGAAGUAUUCCUUGGUUCUUGGUGUCUGAACUCUUUAAUCAGUCUGCAAGACCGGCGGCCACGUCUGUUGCUAUCGCGGUCAACUGGACAGCGAAUUUCAUCGUCAGUAUCGGAUUCCUACCGUUGCAAGAGUCAUUAGGUGCUUACGUAUUCAUUAUUUUCGCCGUGCUACAAGCGUUUUUCGUCGUCUUUAUUUACAAGAAAGUGCCCGAAACGAAGAACAAAACGAUGGAAGAGAUCAGUAGCAUGUUCCGACAAAGAUCCUACCAGUAAGAGUUUGUUCGCGCGCGUUGUCGUUGCGCAGAAGAAUUUCAAUUAUAUAACUAUUUUUUAAUGGAACGUUUCCGUAGACGAAUGAAUCGAGCGCAGAUGUGAAUUUCUUUGAAGAACCCCCGUGACUUGACUACAUUGAAUGUUUUAGCAACAAAAUCAAAGUAUUAAAUAUUUUUAGAGGAAACGUUAGAAAAGUUUGUAUAUUUUUAUCUUUUGACGAAUCGAACGAAUCAACGCAAUUACGCCAUGGAAGCAGUCUACAAGUUGCUAAUGUCGUCGUAGAUAACUGUCGAGUCACGCGUAUGUUUUUCAAGAAGUUUGAUUUUUAAGUAAAGUUAAAUCUAGUUCCUAUUACUACUGGCACAGUAAACUUAUCGUACCAAAUGGAAAAUAUCAGGUUACAAACGACAGACUCAAUGUUGCGCACUGCUAUUCGUUUAGUGUAACAGAUUUACUUGUUCCUUUUAACAUUUUUUAUUUGCAUUGUCCAGUUUUGAAUCACACAUUCUAGAUCGCAACCCUUUAGGUUUAGAAGAUAAUAUACAGCUCAACUUUGUACAGACAUAUGAAAUAUACUUUGAAUACGAAAAUAUUUAACACACCGAAAAACAAAUGUGGGAGAAAAUAUUUCAGCUUGUAUGCGUAAUUACGCUAGGAAAUGAACCGAUAGUAAUUUUAUGUUACAUUUGCUAUGACACAACUUCACUUGAAAAAUAGUUAGGGAACGAUAUUAUUUAACUGUGUUGAUACUAAACAUUAUAACUCUAGUCAUAAGAAUACGAUUUUUUUGCAUUGCAGUAACAUCCAAGAAUUUCCACCGUAACGUACUGUUUUUUUCUAAAACCGUUACGUAUUUCCCGCAAUUAAAAGUGUUCUUCUUAAUAAAAGUUUAGUUUCUCGUAACUGCACUUUUAUCUGCUGCCAAAAGUUGGGUAAAUUGGCCUAGAUUUCUGUUCAAAACAUUUUUUCAAAUACAAUGUUAUCCUUAUGCAAAAAAACGAACACAUACUUAUAACAGGAAAUUUGGUAGAGCUCGUGAGAUUCAUUCUAAGAACUUCACUAUUUUAAAACAAACAUUUUCAACGAAAAGUUUUUAGUUUUCUUUGUUGCAUGUACAAAUUUACACGAACAUACUUUAGUAUGUGUAUUAGGAGAGAAAUUUUAUCGAAAUGGAAAAAUGAAAAGCACUACAUAUAGCAAUUGUACAUAGAAAUAUACGUAAAGUAGCAUCAUACGGCAUAGCAAAUAAUUAUAUUUAUGUAUGCAUGUAAUUAGUUAAUGUUUAAAUACUGUAAACCGUUGUUAUUAUAUUUAUUAGGUAUUUAAUGAAUGUCAUGUAAACGGGAACUCGCGGCCGUGUUAAAAUAUUGUAUGCAUAGUUUAGGAAAAGAGUGCGUUGUCAUGUCGUUAACUACGAAUCGACGAUGCAAAUUUUUAUUUA